Molecule: messenger RNA, 1295 nt
Organism: Botrytis cinerea B05.10
Lineage: Eukaryota; Fungi; Ascomycota; Leotiomycetes; Helotiales; Sclerotiniaceae
Exons: 2
Coding region: 133-1083 (316 amino acids)
Biological process (GO): glutathione biosynthetic process
Cellular component (GO): glutamate-cysteine ligase complex
Molecular function (GO): glutamate-cysteine ligase catalytic subunit binding; enzyme regulator activity
Source: RefSeq, a predicted model, not a curated record
GAACUUUAGAUUUCUUUUCCCUAUAUUAUAAUAUCUUAUAUUGCGUGCGAGUAGAAUUGUAUUGUAUCUGUGUUUGUCUCAAUCAAUCCAAAGGAAUUCGCAUCCCACUCUCCCGUAAAAUUCGAUAUAAUCAUGACUCGAUUAAUACUUUCCACAUCAAAUAUUAUGGUCGGAGGACCUUCCAUCAUUAGAAAACCCGGCGCAGACCGGUCAAAUCUUGAACUUACAAACUCCCUCCGAAGCAAUUUUCUAGCUGCGCAGCAAGACUAUUCACCCACCCCUUCAUAUGCCAAUGGAGUCAAUGGACACGAUGAAUCCGAUGAAGAGAAUGGAUCACCGAGCCGACCGCCAGUUUCCAUUUGGACAACUAGACAAGACAAUGACUUUUAUAUUCCCACCAUAGAUUGGUCUCUAUCUGGGCUCGCAGAAGAGCCCAAGAAUUACGAAAUCACUGUUAAACUAUUUUAUAUGGCCAAUACGGAUGUGAAGUCGAGGUCAAAACACACAAAAGAUGCUCUAAACUUGGUAAUGAAAGAAUUGGGCGUCGAGUCAAUUGAUCUCCUAAUCGUUUCAUUCCCUGGAAUGUCCUUUGACGGUGACUGCGAAUGGGAAGCAGACAAGAAGAACUCGGAACAAGGAAACGAAGCCGAAGAACUUGGAACCUGGCCUAUAUUGGAAGAACUAUACGAUCAAGGAAUUGUGAAGAAAUUGGGAUUGGCCGAAUUUGGCACGGCGAAGCUUGCUAAGUUUCUAGGAAACGUCAGAGUGAGACCACAAGUCGACCAGAUAAAUGUGAAAGAUUGUUGCAGAGUUCCACAGCCUUUGCUCAAGAUCGCCAAACAAGAGAAGAUCGAGCUUUUCACUCACAAUGAUUGCACCGACAUAUUACCUAGUGGAACAUUGCGGGAGCUAUUGGGGCAAGGAGUAAGAGGCGCUGGUGUGCUGUCAGAAUCCAAGAGAGGAAUCGAUGGUAUGAAAGGUGACUUGAAGCCGGAAUGGGUGGUCAAAUAUACCGCAAUUGUCCAGGAUCGUGGCGUGAUAGAAAAUAAGGGAUAUUUCGCUUCAGCAGAAUUGAGAGAGUGAACAUCAAAAGAUCAUUUAGGGGUUUAAAUUUUGGUGCAAUGGCGAAUUGCGGGUUUCUGCUCCAAUAGCGUGUUGGAAGUAACGGGAUUGACUUGAAAUGGCAGGAUUACUUGGUUGGCAGUUUAUUGUUUGGGUAGCCUUGGUGGAUGUCAAAGAGAAGUACAUGGACAAGUAGAAAUCCUAAUACAAACAUUGGAUAUAUUAUAGAAUCA